Messenger RNA from Daldinia vernicosa, 1794 nucleotides. Its product is annotated as mitochondrial ribosomal protein MRP51. The record is from RefSeq and is a predicted model, not a curated record. NCBI's taxonomy places the organism in Eukaryota, Fungi, Ascomycota, Sordariomycetes, Xylariales, Hypoxylaceae. The transcript has a single exon. Gene Ontology annotation, cellular component: mitochondrial small ribosomal subunit. Bases 108 to 1538 code for a protein of 476 amino acids. Gene Ontology annotation, biological process: mitochondrial translational initiation. Gene Ontology annotation, molecular function: structural constituent of ribosome.
CGAUUCCAUGCGCUUCAUCGAAAAAUCCUCAGCGUCACUUAUACGUCUAACCCAAGGCCCUCAUCAGCAUAGCAUUGAGCUCCGCCGCGAGCUUGGAACUGCGCACGAUGGCUGGCCGGAGUGUUUCCCCUGGGGCGGCGCUCCUGAGAUCAUCUCGGAUGUUCUCAAUGCCAGCCCCAAUACCUGCUCCUCCUGGUGACCUUUCUUCGGCAACUAAACACUACUCUCCGACUUCCACGAUCCACUUCCCGACGCAUCUUACUGUAACGACGACUGCGUCCUCUCGAAUCAACGGCGACUGGGGUUUUAAAAGACCAUUUCCUCUAAAGACUACGACGAAUACCACCUACCCCCUCCUGCGGGUAAGGCAGGUCGAUUCUAUCGAGCAAGUCACAGAUUUCCAGUCUUCAUCAGACCAUGCGAUGACUUUACGGAAGUACCAGGAAAUGAACAUGCCAAUCAGUGUACCAAUCUCAAACUCCCAUGAUCCUCAUUCAGCUGUUAAAUAUAUGAAGUCGGUCUUUGAAGAGGAUGCCGAUCGGACUGCUUUAAACGACGAGCAGAAAGCGGAACUGGCAAACAAAAGGUGGAAGUUCUCAGGGCCAUGGCUUGCCGGGAUGACAGAUGGUGACUUUAAGAAAUUCCUUGAUAAGAAGGUGCGGAAUAAACGUUCUGAAUUUCGCACCUUUUUAAAGAAGGUCCUCGCGGCCGAGAUGUCGGAGGAACGGGCACGGAAGGCUAGGGAUGCUGGGGAGGAGCUACCGCCACAACUCACCGGUGACGAAAUUACGGAUGACCAAUUGACAGACUAUAUGAGGGAACUGAGGCAAGACCGCAUGACCCUGUAUACCCUCGUCAGUCAGUUCCUAGAUCUUGCUCCAGUGGAUUUGGCUACCGAACUCGAAAUGCUUGGUAGAUUGAUACCUGGAAAAAGAAAAGAGUUCGCUCGUGGGAGUCCGUAUGGAGCAACUGGACCCCCCAUUACACACCCUUCAGCUGGUAUUUCUUAUCUGCGUACCCGGAAUUUCCAGGAGAACCAUGCGAUCUACGGACCUCAGUUACAACAUCCUCCUAUCAAGGCGAGAGUCUUGAAACCCACGAACUUCGCCACCAACAGUUACAAACCGAGCGUCGGUAUUGCUGGUUUCGUUGCCAAUAUACCGAGCGAGGAUACAGUAUUCAACGCAUCGAAGCAGAGGAACGUAUCUGAGUUCAGCAAUGCCAUGCAUAAGUUAGAUGUCGAUAAACAGGGCGGAUCGAAGGUCUACGUGCAGCCCAACAUGGCCACGGUCGAUUCCACCGGAAGGAUUUACGUCACCAUAGGAGAUACGAACGCACAGAGCGAGCUGGUGCAGAAAGAGAUGGUGGGAGAGGGCGUCGUAUUCGACGAGGUUGUGAAGAAAGGUGCGAUCCCGGAAGUGCCCCGUAAUCCCAGGGACACUGGUAGCUUUAGCGCGCGGCCGGGAAGUACGGUAUCUAGUAGUGCGAGGGGUUAUGGCCUCGGCGGAACUUUUGGGAACGCGAGGGACUACGAGUAGAUUCACGAGGGCUCCAGUCCCUGAAGUGGGAUGAAGCAACGGAGGCAUCAUGCAGUAUUUGAUGUAGGCUCUGUGCUUUGUAUGAUUUCUGUAUAUAUCAGAUAAGAGAUACCCUCUAUGAGGUAAUAGAGGAGCUCUAGUAAAUCAAAACCCAAGCUCAAGUAGUUCCAUCCAUCUUUUUGACAGUAUAUUGGUGUUUGGAAUAUGUAGUUGGAUGCUCUGGACUUAUGUAAUAGUAGAUCUGUCAGCUGCUAAC